Messenger RNA from Nanorana parkeri, 943 nucleotides. RefSeq names its product galectin 9 (gene LGALS9). NCBI's taxonomy places the organism in Eukaryota, Metazoa, Chordata, Amphibia, Anura, Dicroglossidae. Gene Ontology annotation, molecular function: galactoside binding; carbohydrate binding. The record is from RefSeq and is a predicted model, not a curated record. Gene Ontology annotation, biological process: negative regulation of type II interferon production; positive regulation of gene expression; negative regulation of CD4-positive, alpha-beta T cell proliferation. The coding region runs from base 11 to 940 and encodes 309 amino acids. The transcript has 9 exons. Gene Ontology annotation, cellular component: cytosol; nucleus.
GCUCGUCAUCAUGUCCUUCGGUGCCAUCCACAACCCAGUUGUUCCAUUCGACACUCCUUUUCGCAAUGGCCUGCAUGAUGGGACUUUAGUGGUAAUCAGUGGCUCUGUCCUUCCUUCGGGUGACAGGUUCGCUGUAAAUUUCCAGUGUGGAAACAAAGACAUUGCCUUCCAUUUCAACCCUCGUUUUGACAGUGGCCUUGUUGUCUGUAAUACCUAUGAGCACAAGAAUUGGGGAAAGGAAGAACAUAAACGGGAGAUGCCUUUUCACAGAGGAAAGCCCUUUGAAAUCCGCAUCAUGGUUACACAACAUGACUACAAAGUUUCUGUGAACAGAAAUCACUUUUUGGAGUAUCAUCACAGAAUUUCCAUCCAUCAAGUCAAAAGUCUUGCAGUAAAUGGCUGUGUCAGUUUAUCUUUUGUUGAUAUCCAAUCUCCAGGGGGUGGAUUUCCUCCGCAACAAUUUCCAGGUGCAGAAAUGUACAAUCCAGCAUUCCCUCCACAGCCAGGAUUCCCCCCACAGCAGUUUCCUGGAAGCAAUACAAUUCCAUAUAAUACCAACAUCCAUGGUGGCCUAUAUCCUAACAAGGUGAUUGUCAUCAGAGGAGCGGUUACUGGACAUCCUAAAAGAUUUCAUGUCAACCUGAAAUUCCAUGGUGGAACUGCAUUCCACUUCAAUCCAAGAUUUGACGAAAAAACCAUCGUCCGUAACAGCAAGCAGAACAAUACUUGGGGAAAGGAAGAGCGUCAAAUGCCCAGCUGUGGAAUGUGUUUUGCUCCUGGCCAAAGCUUUGUGAUUGAAAUGAUUUGUGAACACCAUGCUUUCAAAGUGAACGUUAAUGGGAUCCAUGUGUGCAACUUUAACUAUCGUGUUCCACAUCUUCAACAGAUAGACACUCUGCAGAUAGAUGGCGAUGUUGUCCUGCAUCAUGUUCAGAUUUAGAUA